Molecule: messenger RNA, 543 nt
Organism: Dibothriocephalus latus
Lineage: Eukaryota; Metazoa; Platyhelminthes; Cestoda; Diphyllobothriidea; Diphyllobothriidae
Source: the annotation of a GenBank genome assembly
AUGGCGCACAACUGUCGAAUAGCAGAGGGCUUCCGAAAAAUCGCUACCCAGAAACUGGCUGAGACUCAACCAGAAUCUGCUAACUUCGGCCUCAACGUGCAUCGUGCCUGCCUCCUGGCCGCCAGCGUCUACAUUCAGAGCCUAGAAGCACAGACGGCAGAAAGCUCUCGCUCCGCAGCUCGCCUCAACUACAACAGUACUGUGAAAUUGCUGGCCGCCAACAUGAUCUCCAACAACCACCUGCAUGAGGGCGUUGAAUUACUUUGCAUGUUGGGCCUGCAUGUGGAUGCAUGCCGCUACCUGGAGACUUACAAUGAGUGGGACCGAAAAACCCACUACCGCGGUUGGAAACGGCUGGAGUCCUUUACCGGAUCUGGUGCAGUUGUGGACAAAGCAACUAUGUCGGAGAAUCCGGAAGAUUACUCCGGACGCGAAUGGCCGAGCAUGCAGCUGCGGGAGAGCAACAAGUGCUCCGUCAUUUUACAACGUUCGCCCCUCAAACGUGCUCUCAAUGCAAAGUACAACGCCCUCUCCUGGAAGUAA